UAUUCUAUUUUUCAUUCAUUGUUUUUAAUAUUUUGGAAUGGAGUUAAGUUAACAAAGUAAAUUAAAUGCCCUCUAGAAAUAUUUUAUAACUAUUACUUACAGCUAUAUAUUGUAUGGUGGCUAAAAACACAAAUUAAAGGAUUUAAAAAAUGGGUUCUGAGCAGUCCAUGCCACCGAAAAAGCAACCACAGCGAGCUCCACCCGUGCGAAGAGGAUAUACUGUAGCUGGAACCAGCUUUGUUGAAGGGAGACGGGAUGCAUCGGCUAGUGGCAACAAUUCUCCUGGAGCUAGCAUGUGCUCAGAUUCAGAACUUCCAUAUAUAUCAUAUACUGUAGAUAGGCCUAUUGGUGAUUCACCAAAAAACACAGCAAAAAAUCGUGACGCCAAAAAAUCACUUCAAAGAAGACAAAUGGCUCAGGCGCAAGCUAGGAGAUCCCAACGGGCAAGAGAUAUUGUGGUUGUGAAGGCUGCUACAGAUACUCAGCUGGAUGAGGAUAUACGCAGGCUGCAGGAAAUCCCCACAUUUCUACCAAUCAUGAGGGGAACAUUGGGACUACCAGGUGCAAGGGAUCCAGAAGUCUUGGAAGGUCUAGACUACCGCCCAUGGGCGAGGUUAAGUUCCCGUCUUCAAGCUCAUUUAGCGGCAUGCGCACAUCCCUUAGCACAAACACAAGGAUUACUAACGUCACAAAUUAAACAAAUAGACACAGAAGUGUCCCGUCUUUAUAGUCAAGCGGUAGAACGACAAAGAAACAACGCACGACACGCGGAACGACUCGCGAGAGUUCGGGAAUUAUCACAUCAACUUGCAAGAUGUAAUUCAUUGCUAACACGGUCGCUCCAAGACGUUGAAGAGUUAAACCAGAUGUUGCCCGAGGACAAACGACUUGCGCCAUUCGUAUGGAAUUCACAGAAGUGUACUUGAAUUUUCCGAAUAAUCUGGAGCUGUUUAUAAUUCAGAAGCUAUUAUUGCGUUUGGUCAUGCAGGAAUUAUAU
Messenger RNA from Pieris napi, 997 nucleotides. It is a transcript of the gene BORCS5, whose product is annotated as BLOC-1-related complex subunit 5. Gene Ontology annotation, biological process: positive regulation of anterograde synaptic vesicle transport; lysosome localization; organelle transport along microtubule. Lineage: Eukaryota; Metazoa; Arthropoda; Insecta; Lepidoptera; Pieridae. The transcript is spliced from 8 exons. Gene Ontology annotation, cellular component: synaptic vesicle membrane; BORC complex; cytoplasmic side of lysosomal membrane. Bases 150 to 926 code for a protein of 258 amino acids. The record is from RefSeq and is a predicted model, not a curated record.